UUGACUGUUGGGAUGGCCCAGAUGGAGAGCCAGUAGUACACCAUGGAUAUACCCUUACUUCAAAAAUUCUCUUCAGAGAUGUUGUGGAGACCAUCAACAAGCAUGCCUUUGUGAAGAAUGAGUUCCCGGUGAUAUUGUCUAUUGAGAAUCACUGCAGUAUCCAGCAGCAAAGGAAGAUUGCACAGUACCUGAAAGGGACAUUCCAGGACAGACUGGACCUGUCGUCUAUAGACACAGGAGAAUGCAAGCAGCUCCCAAGUCCUCAAAGCUUGAAAGGCAAAAUCCUAGUGAAGGGCAAGAAGUUACCUUAUCACCUUGGGGAUGAUGCAGAGGAAGGGGAAGUUUCUGACGAGGACAGUGCAGAUGAAAUUGAAGAUGAAUGCAAGUUCAAGCUCCAUUAUAAUAACGGGACCACUGAGCAUCAGGUAGAAUCUUUCAUAAGAAAAAAACUGGAGUCACUGUUAAAAGAAUCCCAGAUUCGAGACAAAGAAGAUCCUGACAGUUUCACAGUGAGGGCUCUACUGAAGGCCACGCAUGAAGGCUUAAAUGCACACCUGAAGCAGAAUCCAGACAUGAAGGAAAGUGGAAAGAAAUCACAUGGACGCUCCCUUAUGACCAACUUUGGGAAGCACAAGAAAGCCACAAAAUCACGGUCUAAAUCCUAUAGUACUGACGAUGAGGAGGACAUACAGCAGAAUCCGGGCAAGGAGGGUGGCCAAUUGUAUAGGUUGGGCCGACGAAGGAAAACCAUGAAGCUUUGCCGAGAGCUCUCUGACUUGGUGGUAUACACAAAUUCCGUGGCAGCACAGGACAUUGUGGAUGAUGGAACCACAGGAAAUGUGUUAUCCUUCAGUGAAACAAGAGCACACCAGGUGGUGCAGCAGAAAUCAGAGCAAUUCAUGAUCUACAACCAGAAGCAGCUCACGAGGAUUUACCCCUCUGCCUACCGCAUCGACUCCAGUAACUUCAACCCUCUGCCCUACUGGAAUGCAGGCUGCCAGCUGGUGGCACUGAACUACCAGUCUGAGGGUCGAGGGAUGCAGCUCAACCGAGCCAAGUUCAAGACAAAUGGCAACUGUGGCUACGUGCUCAAACCCCAGCAAAUGUGCAAAGGUACUUUCAACCCUUUCUCUGGUGAUCCACUUCCUGCCAACCCCAAAAAGCAGCUCAUCCUGAAAGUGAUCAGUGGACAACAACUCCCCAAACCUCCAGACUCCAUGUUUGGAGACCGGGGCGAGAUCAUCGAUCCCUUUGUUGAAGUUGAAAUUAUUGGGUUGCCAGUAGACUGUUGUAAAGAUCAAACUCGUGUGGUAGAUGACAAUGGAUUUAACCCUGUGUGGGAAGAAACUCUGACUUUUACAGUCCAUAUGCCUGAAAUAGCUUUGGUUCGGUUCCUUGUGUGGGAUCAUGACCCUAUUGGACGAGACUUCGUUGGACAAAGAACUGUAACUUUUAGCAGCUUAGUGCCUGGCUACCGGCAUGUCUAUUUGGAAGGACUCACAGAAGCAUCCAUUUUUGUCCACAUAACCAUCAAUGAGAUCUACGGAAAGUGGAGCCCUUUAAUCCUCAACCCCAGUUAUACCAUAUUGCACCUUCUAGGAGCUACCAAGAACAGACAGCUCCAAGGUCUGAAGGGACUGUUCAAUAAGAAUCCCAGGCACAGUUCUUCUGAAAACAAUUCCCAUUAUAUUCGGAAACGAUCAAUUGGAGAUAGAAUUUUGCGUCGGACGGCCAGUGCUCCAGCAAAAGGCAGAAAGAAGAGCAAAGUGGGCUUCCAAGAAAUGGUGGAGAUAAAGGAUUCUGUGUCUGAGGCCUCAAGAGAUCAAGAUGGCGUCUUGAGGAGGACCACACGGAGUUUGCAAGUACGCCCUGUCUCUAUGCCCGUGGACAAAAGCCUGCUGGGGGCUUUGUCACUGCCUGUAUCUGAAACAGCAAAAGACAUUGAAGGAAGAGAGAGCCCUCUGGCAGAAGAGAAGGAACACAGAAGAACAGUGAAGCCAAGUAUAAAUGAUCCACAGUUUCCACAUUUCAACAUAAAGUUGUCCUCAUCCUCCAGUGCUCUUCUCCAGAAAGAUGGCAGCCAAGUGGACACCACUGUUUCUACUGCCAAUGUGUCAAUCACAGGAGGACAGACCGGAGUGCCAGGUCCUAAGGGCGGAAGAACCAAAUCAAAUUUAACAGCUGAUUGCCAGGAAAACCACUGUCCCAACAAAUCCCUCUCUCCAAGGCAGCAUUUGGCUUUUGAUCCUGCAGUUAACCGAACACAAGUUCUCUAUGGAGUGAAAACCAAGGAAAAGGGGAAAGCUGAGGGCUUUGUGGAAGGGAAAAGCACACUGUCGGAAAGCAUCCUUUCUCAAAGUACUCUGGAAAUCAAAAACCUGGAAUGCAGCAGGGCCAGGGAUGGCGCUCCAACAUCCUUUUCUCUGUCAGAUGUUUCUACACUCUGUUCUGAUAUACCUGACCUCCAUUCAACUGCCAUUCUGCAGGACACUGAAAUUUCCCGUCUUAUUGACAAUGUCACUUUCACAAAUGAGAAUGAGCCAGGCAGUUCCAUCUCUGCACUGAUUGGCCAGUUUGACGAGACUAACCCUCAGGCAAACCUCACAGUGGUUUCUCAUUCUCAGAGCACCAGUACAAUGUCAGGUCAUCUUCCCUUGCCCACCACGGGCUUAAACUCAUCCUUUAAGCUUGGUUUUUCCAAGGGAAAAGCCAAGUCAUCCUUCCUGUGCUCAUCUCCUGAGCUGAUCUCACGCCCAAGUCCUGAGACCACCAAACUUGCAACAUACACAAUAGUUUGUGAAACAACGAGCACGCCCAUCUCAAAAACCAAACCAGAGGAUGAACUUCCUGGUAAGACCAAAACAAGGGCCAUGGAAGGCCAACAGCCUGGGUCCCCUAAUGCUUCUCAUGGCUGGCUUGCCAGAAGUCCCACCAGUAGAGAGGACCUAGGAAUACUAAGGGGUGGCAGUCCUGCUGUGUCCACUGACUUGACACUGGAUUACAUAGUAGCUGAUCCCACUCUCUAUGUGAAUUCUGGAGAGAGCAGCCUUGUGGACAUUGACGGAGAGUCAGAAACUCUGUCUCUAAGCAACUAUGAAUAUAGGAGAGAGGGCACAACUCAACUUGCUUCUCCUUUAAAACUGAAGUGCAGCCAGGAGAUGGUGGAACACUUUCAAAGAGGCUUGAAAAACGGUUACUGUAAAGAGACUCUCCACCCUUCCAUCCCUGAAGUAUUCAACAAUAUUCAUGGUGUCAAAAAUCAAAGUAUUUCCUGUCUAACCUAUCAGGGUGCUGGCUUUGUGCAUAACCGUUUUUCAAAUUCAGAUGCAAAAAUGAACCAAAUCUGUGAAUCCCAACAGCCUAGUGCUCAAGAUAUGCAUGUUUCUAUGGCCAAGCAGUCAACACAUGCUCCUCUGCCUGCUUUGAAACUGCCUAGUCCAUGCAAAUCCAAAAGUCUGGGGGAUUUAACCUCCGAGGAUAUUGCCUGCAAUUUUGAAAGCAAGUACCAAUGUAUUAGUAAAAGUUUUGUGGCAACUGGUGUUCGAGACAAGAAGGGUGUGACUAUGAAGACAAAGUCAUUAGAGCCUUUAGAUGCGCUAACUGAGCAGCUUCGGAAGCUGGUGUCCUUAGACCAAGAAGACAACUGCCAGGUGCUGUGUUCAAAGCAGGAUGCUAGUCAGUUUCCCCGGGCACUGGUCAGAAAGCUGUCAUCUAGAAGUCAGAGCAGAGUGCGCAAUAUUGCCAGUCGUGCAAAGGAGAAGCAGGAAGCCAGCAAGCAAAAAGUUGUGAAUGCCAGCAGCGGGGGAGCAGUGGUUCUAAGAAACAAAGCCUCAGCACCUGGCUUGACUGUGAACCGCCACUCUACUGGCUCAUACAUUGCGGGCUAUCUGAGGAACACCAAAGGGGGCAGCAUGGAGGGGCGCGGCAUUCCCGAGGGGGCGUGCACGGCCCUUCGCUAUGGCUAUGUCGACCAGUUUUGUUCAGAUAGUUCAGUUUUGCAGACUGAAUCAAGCAAUGAUGAUAAACCAGAAAUUUAUUUUCUUUUGAGACUGUGA
Messenger RNA from Castor canadensis (American beaver), 4055 nucleotides. Lineage: Eukaryota; Metazoa; Chordata; Mammalia; Rodentia; Castoridae. The record is from RefSeq and is a predicted model, not a curated record.